Salvelinus namaycush (lake trout) is the source of this 1884-nucleotide messenger RNA. Its product is annotated as HEAT repeat-containing protein 5B-like. The transcript is spliced from 12 exons. The coding region runs from base 148 to 1884 and encodes 578 amino acids. Gene Ontology annotation, cellular component: Golgi apparatus; membrane; endocytic vesicle. Lineage: Eukaryota; Metazoa; Chordata; Actinopteri; Salmoniformes; Salmonidae. Gene Ontology annotation, biological process: endocytosis; retrograde transport, endosome to Golgi; intracellular protein localization. The record is from RefSeq and is a predicted model, not a curated record.
CACAGUUGACGUCAAAUGAUUCGUCAAUGAUCUUGGCGACAAACAGAGUUGAGGAGGCUGUAUCAUUGGGCUCUGUGAGCUGAAGGAGAGGACCCUUUACCCAAGAGCUACCGGCUAUUAGCUACCGCUAGCUAGAUUACUAUCGCCAUGGAGUUGGCUCACAGUCUACUUCUGAACGAGGAAGCCCUAGCUCAGAUCACUGAGGCUAAGAGACCCGUAUUCAUCUUUGAAUGGCUCCGCUUCCUGGACAAGGUUCUAGUGGCAGCAAACAAGGUGGAUGUGAAAGAGAAGCAGAAGAAGUUGGUUGAGCAGCUGACAGGGUUGAUCAGCAGUGCCCCUGGCCCUCCCACCAGGAAAUUGCUAGCUAAGAACCUGGCUACCCUCUACAGCAUAGGAGACACCUUCACCGUCUUCCAGACACUGGACAAGUGCAACGACAUCAUCAAGAGCAAGGAUGACACGCCCACCUACCUCCCCACCAAACUCGCUGCGGUGGCCUGUAUUGGGUCCUUCUAUGAGAAGAUGGGGCGGAUGCUGGGAAGCUCCUUCCCGGACACCAUCACCAACAUGCUGAAAGCACUGAAGACUGCAGAGUCUCAGGGUCGUAGUGAGAUUCUCCUGAGUCUACAGAAGGUGUUGAAUGGUCUUGGUGGAGCAGCAGCCUCUUGCCAUAGAGACAUCUAUAAGAUCACUCGCUCCCUACUCACAGACCGCUCCAUGGCUGUGCGCUGUGCCGUGGCUAAGUGUCUGCUAGAGCUGCAGAAUGAGGCUGUGUUCAUGUGGACCACCGAGCUGGAGAACCUAGCUACUCUGUGCUUCAAGGCCCUGGAAGGAUCGAACUAUGGAGUGAGGGUAGCCGUAUCCAAACUGCUAGGAACCAGCAUGGCCACGGCCCUGAUGCCCAAACAAGCUGCAGUGAUGCGUCAGAACGUGAAACGCGCCACACUAGACGAGGUGUUGGAGCUGAUGGCUACAGGCUUCCUGAGAGGCGGGUCUGGCUUCCUGAAGAGCGGGGGGGAGAUGCUGAAGGGAGGGGGCUCUGUCAGCAGAGAGGUGCGGGUGGGAGUCACACAGGCAUAUGUUGUAUUCGUGACCACGCUGGGCGGCCAGUGGCUGGAGAGGAACUUUGCCACGUUCCUGUCUCAUGUUCUGGACCUGGUCAGCCACCCGCGGGCCACCCAGACACACGUGGAGGCGGUGUACUCCCGUCGUUGUGUGUCGUUCAUGCUACGCUCCACUCUGGGCGGGCUGCUAGGGGAGAAGGCCCAGAUCGCCGCAGGGAAAGACAUCUGCCAGGCUAUCAGUAAACAGAUGAGGGCUGUGGAGGCAGUAGUGAAUGAUACCAGUGGAGAGAACAAGGCAGGAGCAGCUGAUGUGUCUGCCAGUCAACACGUGAUGGUCUGUGCCCUCAAAGAGCUGGGCAGCCUGGUGCAGAGUCUUAGUGCCACAUCCUCACCGCUCAUACAGGAACCCUCUAUUGGUCUCCUGGAGACGGUCUCCUCUGUGCUGCUCCACCCCAGCAUGGCGGCCCGUCUGGCGGCGGCCUGGUGUUUACGCUGCGUUGCCGUGGCGCUGCCCUAUCAGCUGACUCCCCUGCUGGAGCGCUGUGCGGAGCGGAUCAACAACCUGAAGAGUUCUCCAGAGGCCGUCAGCGGCUACAGCUUCGCCAUGGCUGCUCUGCUGGGCGGCGUGCACCAAUGUCCUCUGGGCGUACCGCAUUCCAAGGGAAAGCCCGCUCCCAGUCUCAGCCCGCUCCCAGUCUCAGCCCUCUCAGCCCGCUCCCACUCUCAGCCCGCUCCCACUCUCAGCCCGCUCCCACUCUCAGCCCGCUCCCACUCUCAGCCCGCUCCCACUCUCAGCCCGCUCCCAGUCUCAGUGCGCUGA